AUGAACGGAACGAAGGCGCAAACCCCCAAAGUAGCCAUCAUUGGCGCGGGACUUACAGGCCUUCUUACUGCCCAUGGCUUGAAGAAGGCGGGCUUCAAUGUCGUGCUGUUUGAUCAAGAGGAGGGCCUCGACGCACGAGUGCGCGACUGGCCUAUUUCGGUACACUGGGCGCUACCGAACCUGAAGUCCCUCUUGUCUGAUUCCGCGCUGGCCGAUUUCCCUCAGUCCUUCACGAACCCUCAUCUCGAGUACACGCCUGAAGUUGAGUCGAUGCCUUGCAUCAACGGGCAAACCGGCGAGGUCAUGCUCCGCAGCGCCAUGCCCGGGCUGAGGCGUAUCACGCGCCAGCGCCUGCGUCGCAUCUUGGCUGCGGAGUUCAACGCCGCCGGGGCGAUUCAGUGGGGUAAACAGCUCGAGAAGAUGGACGUUGACGGCGAGAUGGUUCGGCUCAUCUUCGCGGACGGAACAGCGGCAGAGGCUAACUAUGUUCUUGGAACUGAUGGCGCAUCGUCCAAGGCACGUGCGUUGCUGUUUGGGGACGACGAGGUGGCGCGAGCCAAGCCGUCUGGUCUGAUGUGUGCCACGGGAUAUCCCAGACAUGGUGACCCUGCAAAGGUUGAGCCAGUGGUCAACUUGCACCCCCUCGGCGCUGUAACUGCUGGUGUGACCUCGACGUGUGGGGUGGCCGUUAUGUAUGUCGACGAUCCAAAGGAUAUGGCUACCUGGACGAUAGCAUGGAUCAAGAUUUGGCGGCGUAGCAAGCUGCCAGAGCCGCCCGCCAAAAAGGGGCCAGAGGCACUGGCAUACAUCAAGGCGACUUCCAAUGAUGUGAUUGAGCCGUUCCGGUCCCAGAUUGAAUGGACGCGUGAGACCGAUGGCUGCUACAUUGACGAGAUGCGGACGUGGGUGCCCGUCAUGUGGGAAACGCAUGGCGGCCGCAUCACGCUCGCUGGUGAUGCGGCUCACCCGAUGCUCGUCUUCCGUGGCCAAGGGUUCCAGCACGCCGUUCUCGACGCCGAGCGCUACGUUCAGGCGCUUAUUUCAGUGCGUGACGGUAAGUCGAAGAAGGAGGAGGCGGUUCAAGCAUACACAGCUGAGGUGGUGGAAAGGGGAGCCAAAGCUGUGACGCAGAGCCUGAGCGAGGCGGAACUGUCAAUGGAUCUGGAAUCGGUGCAAAAGAUGCUUUUGGCGAAAAUGGGAUAUGCUAGAACGGCUUGA
Molecule: messenger RNA, 1218 nt
Organism: Canariomyces notabilis
Lineage: Eukaryota; Fungi; Ascomycota; Sordariomycetes; Sordariales; Chaetomiaceae
Product: FAD/NAD(P)-binding domain-containing protein
Exons: 2
Coding region: 1-1218 (405 amino acids)
Molecular function (GO): FAD binding
Source: RefSeq, a predicted model, not a curated record